Molecule: messenger RNA, 1149 nt
Organism: Nymphaea colorata (pocket water lily)
Lineage: Eukaryota; Viridiplantae; Streptophyta; Magnoliopsida; Nymphaeales; Nymphaeaceae
Exons: 2
Coding region: 1-1149 (382 amino acids)
Biological process (GO): proteolysis; purine nucleoside catabolic process
Cellular component (GO): cytosol
Molecular function (GO): metallocarboxypeptidase activity; zinc ion binding; purine nucleosidase activity
Source: RefSeq, a predicted model, not a curated record
AUGCUUGCUGAUAACCAGUUGCUGCCACCUGAGGCUAAUUUCGAGAUUUACGUAAUCCCAAUGGUAAAUCCUGAUGGAGUUAUCCAUGGAAUGGCGCGGACAAACAUGGCGGGACUCGAUCUUAAUCGUCAUUGGGGUGAAAACAUCCUGAAGGCUCCAAACAACAAAAUAAACGUUUGGCUGGAUUGUGAUCCUGGCUUGGAUGAUAUAUUGGCUAUCAUAUAUGCCGCGCACUGUGAUAGGAUUGACCUCAUCGGCAUCUCCACAUCUCCAGGCAACUCCAGUUUGGAAAACACAACACGCAAUGCUCUCGAUAUGCUUUAUCACAUCGGCCGAUCAGACAUUCAAGUCUACAUGGGAUCGAAUCAGCUCAUCAAUGGCGAUAUGAAGCUGGCUGAUCAUGUUCAUGGAGAGAACGGACUCGGUGGCGUCCACCUAAAGCAAUCUCCCCGCCAAGCAAUCACUGAGCAUGGACUGCAAAAGACUUACGAAAAGAUCAUGAGCACAGAGGGACAAGUGGUUUGGGCAAAUACUGGCAGUCUCACCAACCUUUGCAUUCUUUUGCUGACUUAUCCUAAACUGAAGAGUAAAUUGAAGGAAAUUGUAAUUAUGGGAGGAGCUAUUGGAAAGGGAAAUACCACACCAGCUGCUGAGUUCAACAUAUUUUUUGAUCCUUGUGCUUUCAAAAAUGUUCUAAAGCUAAAAGGCGAUAUUCCUUUGGUAAUGAUUCCAUUGGAAACUACUCACAUUAACAUCGCAGGAGAGGAUGUGUAUGAGCGCUUCAAAGGCUACAGUUCACACCCCUUUGGACUUGCACUCUAUAACACAAUGCUGUGUUACCAGGACUUCUAUAUCACCGUCAACAAGAUUCCUUUCCCGCCAUAUCAUGAUCCACUUACUAUCUUUUACAUUCUGCACCCUGAAGAAUUCGAAGUGCGCCCAGCCAAUGUGGAGGUAGAUACUCACCCUGGAUCCUAUGGAAGAACCAACAUAUAUUUUUCAUACCCAGGUGUGCCGCGAGUUUCAAGCAGUACCCUUGUAACUACCAACCUGCUCAAUGAGAAGACUAAAUUUUGGGACGAAAUGUUAAGGAUUAUGGAUAUGAUCUUUUCUCCAGAGAUGCAGAAGACUAUCGGGAUUGAAUACUGA